GGGCGGGAGCCGGGGCCGCGGUCGGCCACCGUCAAGGUCUACAUCACGGUCCUCGACGAGAACGACAACACCCCGCAGUUCAGCGAGAAGCGCUACAUCGUCCAGGUGAGGGAGGACGUGCGGCCCCACACAGAAAUACUGCGCGUCACCGCCACGGACUCGGACAAGGACAACAACGCUCUGGUCCAUUACAACAUCAUCAGUGGCAACAGCCGGGGCCAGUUCUCCAUUGACAGCAUCACUGGGGAGAUACAGGUGGUGGCUCCCCUGGAUUUUGAGGUGGAGCGUGAAUACGCCCUGAGGAUCCGGGCUCAGGACGCGGGCCGCCCUCCGCUGUCCAACAACACUGGCAUGGCCAGCAUCCAAGUGGUGGACAUCAAUGACCAUGCCCCCAUCUUUGUGAGCACCCCUUUCCAAAUCUCCAUCCUGGAGAACGCCCCCCUCGGCCACUCCGUCAUCCACAUCCAGGCCGUGGAUGCGGACUACGGCGAGAACUCGCGCCUGGAGUACAAACUGACGGGCGUUUCAGCCGACACUCCCUUCGUGGUGAACAGCGCCACGGGGUGGGUCACGGUCAGCGGGCCUUUGGACCGGGAGCUGGUAGAGCACUACUUUUUUGGGGUAGAGGCUCGGGAUCACGGCUCUCCGUCUCUAUCUGCCUCUGCCAGCGUCACCAUCACUGUCAUGGAUGUCAAUGACAACCGCCCCGAGUUCACCCAGAAGGAGUACUUCAUCCGCCUCAACGAGGAUGCGACCGUGGGCACCAGCGUCCUCAGUGUGACAGCCGUUGAUCGGGACGUGAACAGUGCCAUCACCUACCAGAUCACGGGAGGCAACACGCGCAACCGCUUUUCCAUCAGCACGCAGGGCGGCGUGGGGCUCAUCACGCUCUCCCUGCCGCUGGACUACAAGCAGGAACGGCGCUACGUGCUCACCGUGACGGCCUCCGACCGCACGCUGAGGGACAACUGCCACGUUCACAUCAACAUCACUGAUGCCAACACGCACAGGCCUGUGUUCCAGAGUGCCCACUACUCUGUGAGUAUCAAUGAGGACCGGCCCGUGGGCAGCACUGUGGUGGUGAUCAGUGCCACGGACGAUGACGUGGGGGAGAAUGCCCGCAUCACGUACUACCUCGAGGACAACGUUCCUCAGUUCCGCAUUGAUCCAGACUCUGGGGCCAUCACUUUGCAGGCAGAACUGGACUAUGAGGACCAGGUCACCUACACGUUGGCUAUCACGGCCAAGGACAACGGGAUCCCCCAGAAAGCGGACACCACCUACGUAGAGAUCAUGGUGAACGACGUGAACGACAACGCGCCCCAGUUUGUCAGCACUCACUACCAGGGCGUGAUCUCCGAGGACGCGCCUCCCUUCACCAGCGUGCUCCAGAUCUCCGCCACCGACCGCGAUGCCCACACCAACGGGCGGGUGCAGUACACCUUCCAGAACGGGGAGGAUGGCGACGGUGACUUCACCAUAGAGCCCACCUCCGGCAUCAUUCGCACCGUGCGCAGGCUGGACCGGGAGAACGUCCCCGUCUAUGAAUUGACUGCUUAUGCUGUGGACAGGGGCAUCCCGCCUCAGCGAACACCCGUCCAUAUUCAGGUCACCAUUCAGGAUGUGAAUGACAAUGCUCCCGUCUUUCCUGCGGAAGAAUUUGAGGUCUUGGUGAAGGAGAACAGUAUUGUAGGCUCUGUUGUGACCCAGAUCACAGCCAUGGACCCGGAUGAGGGACCUAAUGCCCAAAUCAUGUACCAAAUUGUGGAAGGCAAUAUCCCUGAGAUAUUCCAGAUGGACAUAUUUUCUGGGGAGCUCACAGCCUUGAUAGACCUGGAUUAUGAGACAAAACCUGAGUAUGUGAUUGUAGUACAGGCCACCUCUGCCCCUUUGGUCAGCAGAGCCACAGUCCACAUCAAACUCAUUGACCAAAAUGACAACACUCCCGUUCUCAAGAACUUCCAGAUCUUGUUUAAUAACUACGUGUCCAACAAGUCCAACACCUUCCCCUCUGGGGUCAUAGGGAAGGUCCCGGCUUAUGACCCAGAUGUGUCUGACCGCCUCUUCUACACCUUUGAACGGGGAAAUGAGCUGCACUUGUUGAUUGUAAAUCAGUCGAGCGGGGAGCUGAGACUGAGCCGGAAACUGGACAACAACCGCCCGCUGGUGGCCUCCAUGCUGGUGACCGUCUCGG
Messenger RNA from Tinamus guttatus (white-throated tinamou), 2194 nucleotides. NCBI's taxonomy places the organism in Eukaryota, Metazoa, Chordata, Aves, Tinamiformes, Tinamidae. The record is from RefSeq and is a predicted model, not a curated record.